Lycium barbarum (goji berry) is the source of this 3064-nucleotide messenger RNA. RefSeq names its product ferric reduction oxidase 6-like. Lineage: Eukaryota; Viridiplantae; Streptophyta; Magnoliopsida; Solanales; Solanaceae. The transcript has 9 exons. The coding region runs from base 640 to 2862 and encodes 740 amino acids. The record is from RefSeq and is a predicted model, not a curated record. Gene Ontology annotation, molecular function: oxidoreductase activity. Gene Ontology annotation, cellular component: plasma membrane.
AAGAGUGUCGUGAUGAAACAUAGACGAGAAACACAUGGGACAGUUUUUAAUUAAGCUGAUCAUGGAUUCACAAAGCAUCUAUACGCUCUUAACAUAUUGUGAUAUUGUUCGCUUUGAACAAAUUUGAUUUUCUCAAAAAGACCUCACACUAUUAAGAGAUUCCAUAGGCUUCCAAUCUUCUCAUCUAUCAAUGUGGGACUUUAUUCAGCUACUCAUUUUUAUAAUAAUUAGUAUUUUCUAUAGUCCAUACUAAGAACAUGGAUCCACCUCAUUUCCAAUGGGAUUCUUGAACUUCCAACUAAUAAAGUCAUGUAACUUAUCAGUAUUUUCAAUUUUGAGAAGAACCUCGUAUUUCUCUGCGUCUUCACGACUAAUGAACUGACCUUUCCUAGUAUAUUAACAAUGAAAUAGACAUAUCACUGUAUUCAUCAUCCAUUUCCUAGUGGGGAAAGAGUAAAUUUUUAGUGGUCCAAUUUUUUGUGGCUUCAUUUUUUCAAGAUUUCGGCUUAAAUCCUGUAAAUAGUCUGAUUGAAUGUUGAUGUCUUUGGUUUCUUCGGAAGUCUUUUUUGGUAUAAAUUAGUAACUGCUUUAUGGAUGGUUUGAUAUAGCGUUGUUGUCAAGUAAUUUCAAGAUUCUAAAAUGGGUGAACUCUCAGGGCAAGUACCUCUUCUUUUGAAAAAAGAAGAUGAAUUUGAUCAUAUCAAGAAGAUACCUGUUUUGGUAUCAUCAACAAUCAAAGUAAUAAUGUGGGUGAUCUUCAUUGCAUGGGCAACUUUUAUUUCCAUAUUGCCUAUAAAAUUCGUCAACGAACAGCAAUUUAGAUUUAUUCAAGCCACCCAGGGAACUAUUUUUGGCUCCACAGGCAGCGUAUUCUUGAUGUUCAGUUUACCAAUUUUCAUGAUUGCAUUUCUUGCGAUUGUUCGUCUCAUUCUCAAUGGUGAAGAUGAACGUCAAGUUUGCAGGAAGAAGAAUGCAAAAGGUCCAAAUUUUAGCUUAUGGACAUUCCCAGUUUUGGUGGAUGGACCAUUUGGUGUGGUUACAGCUGCAGAAAUGAUUGGAAUUAUGCUCUUCGCAGGGUACAUCGUCUGGGCUGUAAUUAUGUACACUAUACAGAAUGUGGACCUCUUAUCGUCGUUUCAUAUGCAAGACAUGAAAGAAAAAAGUGCUCUGUUGCUGGAGCUAACAGGCUUUCGUUUUGGAUUCAUUGGAUUAGUCUGCUUAGCAUUUUUGUUUCUGCCUGUUGCACGGGGUUCAGUUCUUCUUCGAGCUAUAGAUAUCCCUUUUGAACAUGCCACUAGAUAUCACGUUUGGCUGGGACAUCUUACUAUGGCUCUCUUUACCCUUCAUGGUCUCUUCUAUGUGAUUUGCUGGGCAAUGCGGGGGCGACUUCUGGAAGAACUAGUCGACUGGAAAAACGAAGGAGUAGCCAAUCUUCCAGGAGUUAUCAGCCUUACAGCUGGUUUACUGAUGUGGGUGACUUCACUUCCUGGAGUAAGGAGAAAAAAUUUCGAAUUGUUCUUCUAUACGCACCAAUUGUAUGUGGUGUUCGUGGUGUUCCUAGCCUUGCAUGUCGGUGAUUUCAUCUUCAUGAUAGCUGGUGCUGGGAUCUUCCUCUUUAUGCUUGAUCGCUUCCUUAGAUUCUUCCAGUCACGAAAAACUGUUGACAUACUUUCAACCACAUGCUUUCCUUGUGGAACCGUUGAACUCGUUAUUUCAAAACCUGCAAAUUUAAAUUACAACGCCCUUGGCUGGAUAUUCUUACAAAUACGCGAGUUGUCCUGGCUGCAGUGGCACCCUUUCAGUGUCUCCUCUAGUCCCCUUGAUGGCAAACAUCAUCUUGCAAUUCUCAUAAAGGGUCUUGGAGAUUGGACCAAAAAACUGAAGGGGAACAUCUUGAACCUUUCUGUAGAACAAUCCGAGAAGGCGCCCCUUUUGCAGCAUAACAAGAAAAUAAUAGCUUCUGUUGAAGGUCCUUAUGGCCAUGAAUCACCAUACCACUUAACGUAUGAAAAUCUCAUUUUGGUAGCAGGUGGAAUUGGAAUUUCCCCCUUCCUAGCUAUCUUGAGUGAUAUCCUCCACCGUAUCAAUGAUAGCAAACCUUGCCUGCCAAGAAAUAUACUAAUAGUAUGGGCGAUUAAAAAUUCGGAUGAGCUUCCACUUCUGGAUACAGUUGACAUGGAGGCAAUCUGUCCACUUUUCUCUGAAAAACUGAAUCUCGAGAUUCAAACAUUUGUGACUCGAGAAUCACAACCUACAUUGGAGGAGGGUAGGGUACCCAAAGCAAUGCACCCCUCAAUCUCCCCUGGCUUCAAGGGAUGUAGAAUGUCUAGUUUGGUUGGUACUGGAAAUGUUGUAUGGUCAGGAUUAUAUGUCAUAGUAUCCACAAUAGGGUUGGUGAUCACUGUAGCAUUAGUGGACAUUUUCUACAUAAAUGCAUUCAAUGUAUAUUAUUGGUGGUACAAGGGGCUUUUGUUGAUUGGAUCCAUGGUUGCGAGUGUUCUUAUAUUUGGGGGUCUCGUUAUCGCUUUAUGGCAUCUUUGGGACAGGAAAACCUCAUCGAAGGAAGAAUCAGACGACGCCACAAAGAAAGUUGACGUCCUGCAGCAGAAGAAUGAGAUCUCUUUACAUAAGAGUUUUGGAGAGGGUCGAUUUGUUAAUAAUAUUCGAUAUGGUCAAAGACCGGAUUUACAAGAGAUGUUUGCAUCACAUGCAAAGAUUUGGGGAAAUGUAGAUAUUGGUGUGCUAGUGUGUGGUCCUCCUACUCUCCAGUCCAGUGUUGCUAAAGAGUGCAGAAGGCAAAACUUGCAGAGAAGUGGCCAUCAGGCUAUUUUCCAUUUCAACAGCCACAGUUUUGACCUCUAGGUCACCCCAGUAAGCAUGGGCGAAGCUAGGGUACCAGAAAUAGAAAAAUUACACCUUAUAAAGAAGGUUAAAAUUAUUUUUAUAUAUAUAAUAUAUAGUAGAUGUUGGAGUGCCUUGGCUUCGUGUGAUUAUUUCUUUAUAUUUUGAAUCAUUUUAGUGGAAAUUUUGGCACCGCCAAUGUUCGUAAGCAUUUGAUAGCUCG